Molecule: messenger RNA, 2076 nt
Organism: Pogonomyrmex barbatus (red harvester ant)
Lineage: Eukaryota; Metazoa; Arthropoda; Insecta; Hymenoptera; Formicidae
Product: alpha-L-fucosidase-like
Biological process (GO): glycoside catabolic process; fucose metabolic process
Cellular component (GO): lysosome
Molecular function (GO): alpha-L-fucosidase activity
Source: RefSeq, a predicted model, not a curated record
UUCAUUCAGUCUCGUUUCUAUGACGAGCGAAACAUCGAGUCACAAUGCGUCUCGUUCUCGCAGUAGUGCAAGACACGGCUACGAUUGGCUAUGCACGAGAUAUCAUUUCUUUUUUAUUUUGAUGAUGCUGUUUGUACAUAUCUUGUGCGCUGUACUAAUUCUCUACGUGUCAGUAGAAGCAUAUAUUAAUGUGAUAACAAAUAUGGAUAAGAGAGAUGAUAAUUCUGUGCUGUCUUCAACAAAACCGAAAUAUGUUCCAACUUGGUCUAGUCUAGACAGUCGACCAUUACCAUCUUGGUAUGAUGACGCAAAGUUUGGAAUCUUUAUUCAUUGGGGUGUAUUCAGUGUACCUAGCUUUGGUUCUGAAUGGUUUUGGAAUCAUUGGAAAGAGGAAACUAAAACUACAAAAUUCCAUGAUUUUAUGAAACAAAGAUAUCCUCCAAACUUUACAUAUCAGGAUUUUGCACGGGACUUUACUGCUGAAUUCUUCAAUGCUUCUGACUGGGCGGAAUUAUUCAAUGCAUCAGGUGCAAAGUAUAUUGUAUUAACAAGCAAGCACCAUGAAGGAUACACAAUGUGGCCAUCGACGUAUUCAUUCAGUUGGAACUCUAUGGAUGUAGGACCUCAAAAAGAUCUUGUUGGUGAAUUAGCAGAAGCUAUUCGAAACAAGACAGAUAUCAGAUUUGGCUUAUAUCAUUCCCUAUUUGAAUGGUACAAUCGUCUCUAUGUAGCAGAUAAAAAAAAUAAUUUUACAACAGAUAGAUAUGUGAUUAAUAAAGUGAUGCCAGAGUUACACGAAUUGAUAGAAACGUACAAGCCAGAUAUAGUUUGGUCAGAUGGAGAUGGAGAGGCAUCAGACACUUAUUGGAAAUCAAAGGAAUUUUUGGCUUGGCUAUACAAUGAUAGUCCUGUAAAAGAUACAGUAGUGGUGAAUGAUAGAUGGGGCAAUAAUAUAUCAUGCCACCAUGGUGGUUUCUUCACAUGUGCUGAUCGUUUUAAUCCUGGUAUGCUUCUCCCACAUAAAUGGGAAAACUGUAUGACUAUUGAUAAAAAAUCUUGGGGAUACCGUAGAAAUGCAGUUUUAGCGGAAUAUUAUACACUAGCUGGAUUAGUAAAAGAAUUAAUAAUUACUGUAAGCUGCGGUGGAAAUUUACUGAUGAACGUUGGACCAACGAAAGAUGGCAUCAUUAUACCAAUAUAUGAAGAAAGAUUACGCGGAAUGGGCACUUGGCUAGCAGUUAAUGGUGAAGCUAUUUACAAUACUAAACCAUGGAUAGUACAAAAUGAUACUUUAACCGGAAGUGUUUGGUACACGAUAAAUAAAAAUGAAAAACAGCUAUAUGCUUCGAUUCUAGAAUGGCCAGAUGAUAAUAUUUUGUCAUUGGGUUCUCUUAAACUUUCAACGAAUUCUCAGGUAUACCUACUUGGUUAUUCAUCAGCAAUUCCUUGGAAACAAUCUAAUGAUAAGCUAGAAAUAAAUCUACCUUCUAAUGCACAUAGAGGACAGCCAGCUUGGGUAUUGAAGAUUGAGAAGAAAAAUUAAUUAUAAAGAAGUAUUCAAUUCAAAUUCAUACGAUCCUGUUUUCAUGACAAAUGAAAAUUCUCGCAAUAAUUCUCGCUCUCGAAUUGGACGACAUAAUGCUCGUGAAAUAUUCGCACGAUGCGAUUGGUUGUAAUUUAUUCUAGGACGUAUGUAUACACCAAAUUGGCGGCCAUUAAAAUUUAGCGAUUAUCCAGUGUAGUGCUGAAAAACUAUAUUAUAUAUAUGUGAAAAACAAUCUUUUAUUCCAAUAGAAAACAUAUAUUUACUUAAAAAGAAAAAGAUUCUAAAACGUAUUAUAGUAAAACGUAUUAUAUUACGUAUUAUCAUUUUUCGCACAGAUAAUUUCUUAUCUGCAGUCCCUCUUUGCCUUUCUUUUUCCUUUUUUUCUUUAUAUUAUAAAUUGCCUUGAAUGAUAUUUUAAUUACAUUAUAUUUGUAAACAUGAUAGCCAAGAUAUAAACAUGUUAUCGUAUCAAUCAAUUAUAGAUAAUGAGAAAAAAUUACAUUAAUCAAUGUUAAGAAAAUGUUAAUUUA